UCUACUUCGCUUUGUGAAGUUUGUGAUUUGUGGAUUUUAGAAUAGAUUGAAAUAGAUUUUCUUAUUAGUUAUUUAUAAUAAACCUUAAAAAUGCCGGAUCAUUUAGGAGAUGAUAUGAGGAAAGUCAAGGAUGAUAAGGAGGAACCAGAGAAGGAAAUUAAAUCGCUGGACGAAGGUGACAUAGCUCUUCUAAAGUCCUAUGGGCAAGGGCAAUACACAAAGAUCAUCAAAGAGGCGGAGGAAGGUAUUCAGACCGUGAUGAAGAGGGUCAAUGAACUCACGGGUAUUAAGGAAUCAGACACAGGGCUGGCUCCUCCAGCAUUAUGGGACCUUGCAGCUGAUAAACAAACUUUACAGAACGAACAGCCAUUGCAGGUGGCAAGAUGCACAAAGAUCAUCAAUGCAGACUCAAAUGAUCCCAAAUACAUAAUUAAUGUGAAGCAGUUUGCCAAGUUUGUGGUGGACCUCGCAGAUUCAGUCGCUCCCACGGAUAUUGAAGAGGGCAUGAGGGUUGGUGUUGACCGCAACAAGUAUCAGAUCCAUAUCCCGCUGCCUCCGAAGAUCGAUCCAACAGUCACCAUGAUGCAGGUUGAAGAGAAGCCGGAUGUGACUUACAGCGAUGUUGGUGGGUGCAAGGAGCAGAUUGAAAAGCUCAGGGAGGUCGUCGAGACGCCGCUCUUGCACCCCGAGAAAUUCGUGAAACUCGGAAUUGAACCGCCUAAGGGAGUGCUCCUAUUCGGGCCCCCCGGCACCGGCAAGACACUAUGUGCUCGCGCUGUCGCUAACCGCACUGACGCCUGUUUCAUCAGAGUUAUCGGUUCGGAGCUCGUCCAGAAAUACGUGGGUGAGGGCGCACGUAUGGUGCGCGAGCUGUUUGAAAUGGCGCGCAGCAAGAAGGCCUGUCUUAUAUUCUUUGACGAAAUCGACGCCAUUGGAGGUGCUAGAUUCGACGAUGGCGCCGGCGGCGAUAAUGAAGUACAAAGAACCAUGUUGGAGCUGAUCAACCAGCUCGACGGCUUCGACCCUCGAGGCAACAUCAAGGUCCUAAUGGCGACCAACCGUCCGGACACGCUGGACCCGGCGCUCAUGCGUCCGGGCCGCCUCGACCGUAAAGUCGAGUUCGGUCUGCCGGACCUCGAGGGCCGCGCGCACAUCUUCCGGAUCCACGCGCGCUCCAUGAGCGUGGAGAGGGAUAUACGGUUCGACCUGCUGGCCAGGCUGUGCCCUAACUCUACAGGCGCUGAAAUUAGGUCUGUGUGCACCGAGGCGGGCAUGUUCGCGAUCCGCGCGCGCCGCAAGGUCGCCACCGAAAAGGACUUCCUUGAAGCUGUGAACAAGGUCAUCAAGAGCUACGCCAAGUUCUCCGCCACCCCUCGCUACAUGACCUACAACUAGAUUGGUUAAUUAUUUAAAAAUAAAUAUAUAAUUGUGUAUUCAUA
Molecule: messenger RNA, 1439 nt
Organism: Cydia strobilella
Lineage: Eukaryota; Metazoa; Arthropoda; Insecta; Lepidoptera; Tortricidae
Gene: Rpt1
Product: 26S proteasome regulatory subunit 7
Exons: 10
Coding region: 91-1395 (434 amino acids)
Biological process (GO): proteasome-mediated ubiquitin-dependent protein catabolic process
Cellular component (GO): proteasome regulatory particle, base subcomplex
Molecular function (GO): ATP hydrolysis activity; proteasome-activating activity; ATP binding
Source: RefSeq, a predicted model, not a curated record